Eremomyces bilateralis CBS 781.70 is the source of this 1089-nucleotide messenger RNA. RefSeq lists its product as uncharacterized. The record is from RefSeq and is a predicted model, not a curated record. The transcript has 3 exons. The annotation marks the transcript as partial. NCBI's taxonomy places the organism in Eukaryota, Fungi, Ascomycota, Dothideomycetes, Eremomycetales, Eremomycetaceae.
UGGCGGUUUGUCGCCGAUUUGGACGAGAGGAAUUACGGGUUGACCGAGGAGCAGUGCGAUGCCGCCUUCCCGGGAUAUUGGGCGGAGAUCGAUCGCGCCGUGGAGUUUCGACGGAAGCAUGUCGGGAAGGUGAAGGAGGAGGAUGUGGAUAUCGGUUGGAGAGAUGAUGGGGUGGUGCGGGCUAUGAUAUAUAAUCGUCAGCUCUAUAUCGUCGAAGCCAAAGGCGUCAACGACCUCGACUACCACUUCCGCUCCCUCGGCAUCCUCCAUCAAAUCCACCGCGCCAUCUCCUCCUGCACCGACCCCAUUCCGGACAUCGAGUUCUCCUUCUCCGUCGACGACAUGGCCGACCCGGACGGCGACACCGCCACCAUCUGGGCCUUCUCGCGCCUCCCCCACAAGAAGAAGCAAUGGGUCAUGCCCGACUACAACUACUGGAGCUGGCCGAUGGACCCCGGACCCCUCCACACCCGCGACGACAAUAAUUCCUCCCCCGUCGUCCCCGCCGCCCCCUCCCCGCUCUCCCCCCGCGACUUCUUCUCUCCGACCUCCGGUGACCGCUCUUUCGACGCCAAACUCCCCCUCCUCAUCUGGCGCGGCGCCAACCUCAACGACGUGCGCGACUCCCUCCUCCGCGUAACCGCCCCCAACCCACCGUGGGCCGACGUGCUCGAGCUCAACUGGCUCAACGCCUCCGAACUGCAGUCCCGCAUCAUCUCCAUGCCCACCCACUGUCGCUACCGCUUCGUCGUCCACACCGAGGGCCGCAGCUACAGCGGCCGCCUUAAAUACCUGCAGAACUGCCACUCCGUCCCCUUCCUGCACCGCUGGGAGUGGACCGAGGCGCACCACCACCUCCUCAUCCCGGAAGGGCCCGACCAGAACUUCGUGCUGGUGGAGCGCGAUUUCUCCGACCUCGAGCCGAAGAUCCAAGCGCUGCUGGACCGUCCGAAAGAGGCGCGCCGCAUCGCCGACAACUCAGUAAGGGAUUUCCGUGAUAAAUACCUUACUCCUGCCGCGCAGGCGUGCUACUGGCGCAAGCUGUUCAAGGGCUGGGCGAGCGUGCAGGAUUUCACCCCGAGCUUAUAU